CACAACUACGAACUCUCUUGGCCUCAGGUCAUAGCCCACUGGACAUAGGGUCAAUCGUACAUUUGCGUAUCUGGUGCACGGACUAUUUCGAAUAACCAGUUAACCAAGGCUCAUCUCAAUCGCAAGCGGUGCUGGAACGCAACCUGUCACCGGAUAUCGCAUCUGCCACUCAAGAUGUCAUCAUCUUGCAAAUCCGACAAUACCAAAGCCAAUACGAAUUCAAGUAUAAGCUUCACUGGAAAUGGUCCAGCUGCUAUCAUUCCUGGUCCGCCAGUCCCAAGCUGCCCAUUGUCAAAUGUCUGCGUCACGAGAAACGUUGAGCUUCAUCCUGUGACCGAGAAGCGUGCGUCGACGGAGAACAAGAGAAAAUCCACAGAACCGAUGCGCGAUUGCGACGAUCUCGAAAACAGUUCGGAGUGUUCGAAACGCGUAAAGCUCGAUGUCUCCGUGCAUGAGUACCCAAGGGAUCCUCUAUGCUCUGUUAUGAACAAAGAAGCAGCACUUUCGCUGACAAAUAACUUGCACGAGCCAUCAGUGACGGGGACUCCUCGAGAUGAUCCGCAAGUAAUUGCACAAGGCCUUCCAUCCACGGCAGGUUCUGGCGACGCAGCCGUAUGCGUGUGUGGCGCACCUCCCAAGACCGUUAGUGCAGAUCAGGCUGUGGGGAUUAACUCCGAUCUCUCGGAGACGCGUUCUCAAGCUAGAGCUACAGCAAGAACGGGACCAAACGUAGCAGGUGUGAGUGCACGAUCUGCACUGGUCAAGAAACUCGUGACUUCCGUCGAUCGCAUCGAUCCACGGAAGGAAUCUCUGUGGGAAACGGCCUACAGAUAUCGCGUUAAAGUCUUGAUUCGCAUAUAUGGCGAUGAUAUCGUGAAUAAGGUUCUAGAGCACGAGCAAGAGCGUUACUCCAAUAUGCAGCAGGAUCAAAAAGCCAAAAUAGAGGAAUGCGACUAUCCUCUUACCGUGGCUAUGCAAUCCGGCUCUCACAAAAUGGACUUAGAGAGCCGCUCCGCAAGCUCGGACUCAGCCACUCCUCGUGCAGAGCCAUACAUGGCUCCUGGUCCUCGUCCCGCACUAUCAGAGAACUCGCUCGCCGAGACGAACCCAGCAAGACAUACGGCUAAUGCAGAAGGUUUGCUGUGUGACAUGACAGCCGAAUCCGAGAACCUUGUCUCGGUUCGAUCGACCUUCGAUACCGUUGCAUCGAAAGGCACAGCUUCCAUCGUAGCAUCUGUCAGCCUGGUGCGCUUAUCGGAAAUUCCAGUGCGAAACAUACGUGAUAUUCGCCCCUUGAUACUGCGUGGAACGCCUGCACGGGUGUCAUGCAAGGCACGGGGAACGUUGCGAAGAUCGUCCCAGUAGUGGGACGUUGAUUCAAUAGUAUCGCGCUAAACAGCCGCGCACGUUGCGGAAAGGAUCAUCAGCGGCGACGAUUUGACAUCGAGGCGCUGUGGUCAAGGUAUUAAAGAAUCGAGCCGCUUGCGAGGAGCUACAUAUGUAUGGCGGAAGAAUCAUCAAGCUGCGUUUCCCAGUCGAAUAUCCUGAGGAUCGGAAAGAGAAUUAGCGUCAGCGUUGAAGAUCUGUUAAUCCAGUGUAUUAAAUAAAUUGGAAUGUACAUACCGGAAUAAGGCGAACACCAUGAUUAUAGCGCCUUCAGCAACCGCGAUAUGGAUUUCGUGC
Messenger RNA from Laetiporus sulphureus 93-53, 1683 nucleotides. RefSeq lists its product as uncharacterized. The record is from RefSeq and is a predicted model, not a curated record. The coding region runs from base 175 to 1365 and encodes 396 amino acids. Lineage: Eukaryota; Fungi; Basidiomycota; Agaricomycetes; Polyporales; Laetiporaceae. The transcript has 3 exons.